AGACAACCGUAGCAAACGUUAGUUCUUUUUCAGUGUGAAUAUCAACACAACUUUAUUCAUUUUAAGGUUAAUUUGAGGUUUAUUAAUGAUUUAAUGCCAUAAUUUAAAGUUUUAUUUAAAUAAAAAGGUAACAGAAAACAAAAUAUCAAAAAUAAAAAAACAGCGUUUACUGUAUAACACUAUUUUAUUUUUCCCUUCCCUCCAGCCCUACAGGUGGCACUGUAACUCUCACUUCUCCACGCAGCACUCACUUUUACACCCUCAAAGAGAAAUUCCGGCGGUUGUGGCCUGGUCUCAAAACCACUCUUUGCUUCCUACAUAGUGCAUAUUACUGCGUUUACAACAAACGACGCCGUGUGCCCUACGAAGUGCGUUAAUACGUACACUAGUGCUGUGAUUGGAACUCCGACCGGUGCAUCAAUAAUCUGCCAUCGGCUUCAGAUCAGUCCUGUUAUAUGUUGAAUAAUAUUGUAGAAAAACCGAUUAUAAAGCGCGAAUAAAAUGCAGCCGGAUGACGCGCAGUAUCUGAAACGGAAAGUGAAGCCGGGGAACAUCGAUGUUCACCCCACAGAGAAGGCCCUGGUGGUGCACUACGAGGUGGAGGCGUGUGUCCUGGGAGAAAACGGAGACUCCGUCCAUCAGGAGCGUAAAGACUGUCAGAAGAUGUGAGGGUCUCAGUGUCACUUCAUCACACGUCUGCAGCAUACGACUGAAGAGUCUGAACGCCAGCACAGACGUCUCGUCUCUCGCCAGGAAGGUGGUGGAUGAGUGCAAACUCAUUCAUCCAUCUAAAGUGACCGAGGUGGAACAUCUGCUCUUCUACCUGCAGAACCGCAAGAAGCCCAGCAGCAGAGCAGAGAAAGAGGAGAAGAAGCUGGUGAACCCUCGAGAGCUCACUCCGUUUGAGGGGAUGGAGCUGGACGAGGAGGCCAACAUCAAUAAGAUGGAGGAUUAUGUGGAGCUGCUGUAUGAAGGAAUCCCGGAGAAGAUCAGAGGCUCCACCCUCAUCCUCCACCUUGCCCGAAACCCCGACAACCUGGAGGAGCUCCUGCAGAACGAAACUGCUCUUGUGGCUCUAGCCAGAGUGUUGAGAGAGGACUGGAAGCAUAGCAUGGAGUUAGCCACCACCAUCGUUUACAUCUUCUUCUGUUUCUCCAGCUUCUCCCAGUUCCACGGUUUGAUCACGCACUAUAAGAUUGGCGUUUUGUGCAUGAACAUCGUGGAGCACGAGCUGAAGAGGUACGAGCUGUGGCAGGAAGAGCUGGAGAAGAAGAGCAAAGCUUAUGAGGAAGAUGCUGAUAACCAGACCCUAAAGAAAGACCAUGAGAAAGCGUAUAAGAAAUACCAGAGUCUGCUGGUGAAGCAGGAGCAGCUGCUGAGAGUGGCUCUGUAUCUGCUCCUGAACCUGGCAGAGGACACGCGCACUGAGCUGAAGAUGAGGAACAAGAACAUCGUGCAGCUUCUGGUUAAGACUCUGGAUCGGGAUAACGAGGAGCUCCUGGUGCUUGUCGUCUCCUUCCUCAAGAAGCUCAGCAUCUUCCUGGAGAACAAGAACGACAUGGCUGAGAUGGACACCAUUGAGAAGCUCUGCCGCUUGGUGCCGUGCGAUCAUGACGACCUGCUGAAUGUCACGCUGCGCCUCCUGCUCAACCUCUCCUUCGACACGGGACUCAGAAACAAGAUGGUGCAGGUUGGCCUCCUGCCCAAACUCACUGCCCUGCUGAGCAGUGAGACUCAUAAGCAGAUAGUGAUGUGUAUCCUGUACCACAUCAGCAUGGACGACCGAUCCAAAUCCAUGUUCGCCAACACCGACUGCAUCCCUCAGCUGAUGAAGAUGCUGUUUGAAAGCAGAGAGGAGAGAAUCGACCCUGAGCUCAUCUCCUUCUGCAUCAACCUGGCGGCUAACACGGAAAACUCUCGGAUCAUCUGUGAAGGAAACGGGUUGAAGAUGCUGAUGAAGAGAGCGCUGAAGUUUAAAGACCCACUGCUUAUGAAGAUGAUCAGGAACAUCUCACAACAUGACGGUCCACUCAAGCAGCUUUUCCUGGAUUACGUGGGUGAUUUGGCGGCGCAGAUCAGUCCUGAAGAAGAUGAAGAGUUUGUGAUUGAGUGUUUGGGGACGUUGGCGAACCUUACCAUCCCUGAUCUGGACUGGGAGCUGCUGCUCCGCGAAUACAACCUCGUCCCUUACCUCAAAGAGCGCCUCAAACCUGGCUCAGCAGAGGAUGACCUGAUCUUGGAGGUGGUUAUACUAAUUGGCACUGUGUCCAUGGACGACUCCUGUGCUGCCAUGUUGGCCAAAUCUGGCAUCAUUCCUGCUCUUAUAGAGCUUCUUAACGCCCAACAGGAAGAUGACGAGUUUGUGUGCCAGAUUGUCUAUGUUUUCUAUCAGAUGGUUUUCCACCAGGCCACCAGAGACGUCAUUAUUAAAGACACCCAGGCCCCAGCGUACCUUAUCGACCUCAUGCACGACAAAAACACAGAGAUCAGGAAAGUGUGUGACAACACGCUUGAUAUUAUCGCAGAGUAUGAUGAACAGUGGGGCUGUAAGAUCCAGUGUGAGAAGUUCCGCUGGUUUAACUCUCAGUGGUUGGAGAUGGUGGAGAGCCGAGAAACAGAGACGGAACCGUUCCUCUAUGGAGACACUGAGACACUGGAACCACCGGACCUGUUCUACAGCACAGAUGGGAUGACUUCUGAUGCAGGUCUGAGUCCGGACCCGUACGCUCAGUAUGGAGACUUUAGCGCAUGCAACGGAUCGAAUGGCCGCCCUGCCACCGCCUACGGGUUUCGCCCAGACGAGCCGUUCUACCACCGGGUCUCCAGCUAGAGGAAGGAAUACAAUCAUCUCUCAUACCUACAGUCCACUUCCACACCAUGCUGAGUCCAGAAUGAGACGUCCACCUUAUGAAAAACCCCAGAUCCCUCCUGUAAUCGGAGAUUUGGUGAUAAACACACUCAUAACUCUUAUGAAAACAGUUUAGGUUUAUGAGAGGUCCAGAAUAGGUUACUAUUAUUAUUAUUAUUAUUAUUAUUAUUAUAUAUUGACUUUUUUUUUUUAUUAAAAAAGGAGUUCUGAAUAAAACAUCCAGAUUAAAAAGGAAUUCAGAUUAAAAGAUCCAGAUUAUCACAAAUUCAGAUUAAAUUAUUCAAAUAAAAAAAAGGGCUUCAAUUUAAGCAUCCAAAUGAUGAGAUGAGAACAUCCCGAUAAAAAAACAAAAAACAUCCAGAUUAUGAGAAAUCCAUCUUAAUAUAUUCAAAUUAAAAAUAGGACUUCAGAUAAAAACAUCCAGAU
Hemibagrus wyckioides is the source of this 3295-nucleotide messenger RNA. RefSeq names its product kinesin-associated protein 3b (gene kifap3b). Gene Ontology annotation, molecular function: kinesin binding. The coding region runs from base 557 to 2830 and encodes 757 amino acids. Gene Ontology annotation, cellular component: axoneme; kinesin II complex; ciliary transition zone. The record is from RefSeq and is a predicted model, not a curated record. The transcript has 20 exons. Gene Ontology annotation, biological process: microtubule-based movement; cilium organization. NCBI's taxonomy places the organism in Eukaryota, Metazoa, Chordata, Actinopteri, Siluriformes, Bagridae.